AUGGGAGGCAAACCAUCCAAAGCAGUACGUUACGACGGGAAUCCCGAAGCCGCCAGUACUGCGAGUCAAAUCUCAUCGACGACGCCCACCGUGACUAUCGACGGACGAGUCUACCACAGCGACGAAUUAAGUUCUUACUGUUUACCACGUGAUGAAGAAGAACAAGAUCGACUCAACUCUCAACAUUUUGCCCUGAAAGCUCUUUUUGGAAGCAAUACCUUAUCCUAUGUCCAGGAGAACUUGACGCUGGAAGCCAAAAUCCUCGACAUUGGAUGUGGAUCCGGUUCGUGGGUCAUGGAAAUGGCCAUUGAUCAUCCUCAUGCUCAUGUGACCGGUAUUGAUAUGGCCGACAUGUUUCCUACCAUGAUCCGACCAGAAAAUGUAAAAUUCGAGCUGGCCAACGUUCUCAACGGUAUACCCUAUCCCGAUAAUACCUUUGAUUUCGUGCAUAUGCGUCUAUUGAUCGCGGCUUUUCGCGAACAUGAAUGGCCCUUGGUCAUUGCUGAAAUAUUCCGCGUCCUGAAACCCAACGGCCUGGUACAACUCAUGGAAUCCGAUUUUACCGUACAACGGAGACAAGAUCCAUACAUUGGUUCCAAACUGGCCAAGUUGUUGACCAAUGCUUCAUUUAAUAUUGAAAUGGAAGACGUGCGUGUCCUUGACUAUGGCGACGAUGAAAACCCUGUUUCUCGCGAAAUGUUGUGGAACUGGAAAAAUGCCAUGCACUCAUUGAAACCAUUGUUGGGUCACCGAGUUACGCAGCAUCCGGAUCAGUACGAUAUGGUGGUCGAUCGUUUUAUUCAAGAUUGUGACCGUUACCAUUGGUACGUCAAGCUGUGGGCGUACUGCGGCAGAAAGCCAAACGUAGCAUAA
This is a messenger RNA of Radiomyces spectabilis, 873 nucleotides long. Its product is annotated as S-adenosyl-L-methionine-dependent methyltransferase. The coding region runs from base 1 to 873 and encodes 290 amino acids. Lineage: Eukaryota; Fungi; Mucoromycota; Mucoromycetes; Mucorales; Radiomycetaceae. The transcript has 6 exons. The record is from RefSeq and is a predicted model, not a curated record.